Messenger RNA from Pocillopora meandrina, 9751 nucleotides. NCBI's taxonomy places the organism in Eukaryota, Metazoa, Cnidaria, Anthozoa, Scleractinia, Pocilloporidae. The record is from the annotation of a GenBank genome assembly.
UUUUCUAAUGCAAGUAAGAUGGCGGACGAUCGGAGUCCGCGGCGCCGCAAAAGAACUUUUUCGACAACUUCUACAAUCUCCACCGACGAUUAUCAAGAUGCCAGUGAGCAGAUCGUGGAAGAUAUUAGCCUAGAGUUUUUCUACAAGCCACGGUCCAUCACCGCUCUAGCGUGCCUGUUUGUUUACCUUGUAUAUUCAGCGUUCACCAGGUGAGGUUUUUACUUGCACAUGUCAUAUUUUUCUGGGCGGGCUGUUUUGUCAUCAUUUUCCUUCGCAACAUACACUUGGAUCUCAACUUUUCUCAAUUCAAAAAGAAACUAUGAAUUUUUAACACAGUUUUUUAUGUUCAGAUUUAAAAAAAUAUUAAGUGGGAUUCAAAGUCAAGUUUUGGUUGAUUGAGUCAUAAUUUCACAGUGCUAUGGAUGUCAUGGCCUCAUUUACAUGCAUUCUUACUGCACUCAGUUGGCAUAAGUCUCGCUGAACAAUCUUUGUUGAUCUCGGCUUGUUUCAAUGAAUGUAUCCUCUAAACAUUAUCCGCUCAUUCUUGCGUUCAUUUUAUUUUAUUUGGUGGAUCUUAACAGGUGGAAAUUAACAGAUGGCUUUCGAAAAUCUACACGUGAUUUAAACAAGUAAAAUUAUAAUGGCCGUAAAAAGCUGAUCUGUUUAUAUAAAAUGUAGUAUUAGGUCAACUACACUUUGGAUGAGAUUUUAAAUUAGAUUAAAGAUGGAUGCAAUUCCUUGAUGACUUUGACACUUGACACCUGCCAUUCUGUCAUACCUACAUGUAACUGGUACUUUGCUCUUUGUGCUUAUUAUGCUUUGUUUCCUGUUGUUGAUAAUCAGACUUCUUUCUGUCAAAAUGAAUUUUAAAAGUGACACUUGAUUAAUUUUGAGCAUCAGUUACUUUUAUGUCUCUCUCUCUCAACUGUUUUUUUUCUAUGUCACUUGUCUUUGUCAACUGAAUGAAAUUUUCUUUGUCAUAUAAGCAAAAUUCAAAAUUACAGACCAAGUAGUAAUAAUGAUGGCUGUUAGAGACUGUCUCAUUUUUUAAUUAAAUGUAAUGAUCAGAUUCCUUCUCGGGAAAUAACAGUCAUUUAAAAUGUGUCUCACUCCCAAUCUAUGGCUUGGUAGCUCAUUUAGCAGUAGUGGCUAACUAGCAUCUGGGCGGCACAUUUCAAAUCCUGUCCAAGCCUGGUUUUUCUUUCCAGCUUCUUUUUUGCACCUUCCUAAAUUCCACCUUACCUGCGAGGAUCUCUGCUUUGCUUGAUAGUGACUGUAUUGUUGUACAAAAUUUUAUGAGUAAUUAACCUUUAAACUUCCGGACUGAGUAACUGCAGUCAAUUGCACAACUGAUUUAUUUCUGUAUCAUGAGAUAGGAAUUAACACAGCUUAUUGGCCUUUUCAUUAUUCAAAGAAAUCCAGAUGCCACUCGUGAAGAGAAUAUCUGGAGUGGAAUGGUUUCCCUUGCUGUUGUUUUUCUUGUUCUCAGUCUUCUUGUCAUGCCAAACGGUAACUAUUUUAAUCUAGAUAAAAUAAGUGACUGGCUUCUAGUUUCUCCUUAUAGUAUCACCCUUGAAUUAAAAGUAAGGGUUGUGAGAAAAUGGAAAUGAUCACAAAUUUAAGAAGCUCCAGAUUGUCAAAUAAAUUUAAUCCUUGUCAUAACCAUAGAACAUGUAGAGGGAACAGUGUGAAGAAUAUUGGUAUUGGUAUUGAUGUUUGGGUGUAAAGAGUUUGUCAACCGAAAUGGCCUAUUCAAGAAGUGAGGUGUCCUUGAGAAACUUGUAUUUUGCUUUUAAAAAACUGAUCCUCUUGUGAGUUUUCUAAGAGCCCAGUUUCAAAGGGAAUUCCUGUUCUGGAAACUUUCUAUCACUUAAAGCAAAAUUGUACCUAAAACUUUAAGGUUUGUGUUCUCCCUAUAAAGCCCUAAAAAUUAGCUAAUUUGAAAUUUUGUUUGUCAAAUUUUUUUUUUUUAGGUCCAUUCAUCAGACCUCAUCCUGCUCUUUGGAGAAUGAUAUUUGGUAAGAGGAUUGACUAUGUUUGCUUAACGACAUUGCAGCAAACCUUUUGGCAGAGGGGAAAAAAGCCAUUGUAACCGUAUUAACUGUCAGUGAUAUGCACAGUCUCAAAUAACUAUUGCAAUGAAAAAUAAUUUGUUGAAUCAAUCAUCUAAUUGUAUAAUUGUAAUCAGAUGAUUAAGUGCUUACCAUGGUGUUUUAUAUGGAGAUAAUGAAUAUAAUUGUGAUAUAAGUAAUUGGUGAGAGGUUUUGUCAUUUUUUUUACCCAAUUUUUUUUUUUUUUUUAAUUCUUGUUGAUAAUAUAAAGUGUGUAGCUGAUCUUUUUAUUUGUAUGUUUUUCACUAGGUGCCAGUGUUCUGUACAUGAGUUUUCUUGCGUUUGCUUUGUUCCAAACUCGUGCUGACUUCCGAAAUAUUCUCUUCUUCUUUGACCCUGAAUUGCGCCAUGAAGGACCAGAUACAAAGGUUACAGAGAUGAGAUUUAAAAUUGUUCCUCAUAAUUAGAUUCCUGUGUUUAUUGAGUGCUUUUACAACAGUUUUCAAUUGAAUCUCUGGAGUGUUGUGAGAUUGCUUUAGUUUUGCUUUACUUCACUCUGCAAUUGGAAAGUUGUGCCACAGUCUUUCUACUCAUAGUCCACAACCAACCAUUUGUUUUAGAAGUUGUUUAUUAGUUUGACUGUUUGUUUGUUUGUUUUUUCUUGUCACAGGAAUAUGCUGUUAAUUGUUCUCAGGUGUCUUUGGCCCGACUGUGGGGUCACUGUGAUAUCUUUGCCUUUGCGCAUUUCUUUGGUUGGGCUCUGAAAGCUUUACUUAUUCGCAAUGCAUGGCUGUUGUGGAUUGCAAGCAUAACAUGGGAGGUCACUGAGGUAUUAAAUUUCAACAAAUAGAUUCCAUUUUGCAGAGCAUCUCUUCAGUAAUAGAUGACAGAUGACAUCAAAAUGUGGUAAGAAAAAAAACCGUGGCUCAGCAGGUGCAGCUGAGUGUGUGACUGAUGAUCUUACCACAUUUUGAUGUCCUCUCCAAUGUGUUUCUGUACAGGCCCAUGAAAACAUGGAGUCAAUUUUUUUUUGUAAUAGUGAAAGAACAAACCUAUUAAUGGUGAUAUCAUUUAUGUGACCAUCUUCCAGUAGAUUAUACAUGUAGAUGAUAACCAAUCAAUUGGCUCAUUAUAUAGCAAAAAACAGAUUCCAUUUUGUUGUCAGUGUCUCCUCAGUAACAGGUCACAGGCAUUGUCAAAAUGAGGUACGACAAAAAAAAAGUUUUACAAAAGGCACAGCCAAGUCUGUCUUUUAUGUUCUAACCACAUUUUGAAAUGUUUCAUGAUCUAUCACUGAAAAGGCACAGGGUCACAUGGAAUUUAUUUGUUUCAUCUGAUGAAUAAGCAAUAAAUUAGCAGAAAGUUGUGAGUUGUGACAUAAUCCAUGUGUCUGUCCUCUAGUCUAUCAUAAUUAAAAACCAAUCAAAUUGUACUGUUUAAUUCAGCUUAUCACGUAAUUUAUAUAUUAUGAAUAAUCCAUUUCAGGUAUUUUUUUCUCACUUGUUGCCCAACUUUGCGGAAUGCUGGUGGGAUGCACUGUUAUUAGAUUUCCUGAUCUGUAAUGGAUUAGGAAUCCACUUUGGACUGUAUGUGUGCAAAAAACUGGAGAUGCGCAACUACCACUGGGAAAGUAUCAAGUAUGUUUAAUGUUACUCAAUGAUUUUAUGUAAAAUUUUUUUUGAGUGUUUGUAUCAGAUUAAGUUUACAUUCACACAGAUGGGAUUGACUUUUUGGCUCUCUGAUUUUUAAAGGGAUAUUCAGACAACCACUGGAAAACUGCGUCGAGCUGCUAUGCAGUUUACACCUGCAAGGUUUGUCUUAAUUGUUUUCAUAAGGCAAUAUAGAUCAGAAAAUGUUUUGGCUUGUAUGCAGAAUUUUCUGACCAAAUUUCUAUAGCAUGAGCUAAUUCUCAAUCUGAACAUGGACAACAUUAUUUUGUUUCUUUACACAACUCAUCUGUUCCUGCAUUUUAGAAUAGAAAAUGUGAUCAUCUCCUUAGUUUGAGAAAAUACGUAACUUGAUAUUCAUGCUUACUUUUUUUAAUAUCCGCGAAAGAUUCAUUGGUCAUUUUACCAUCAAGGAGAGCAGAUUUUGGACAUGUUACCAAGGUAGCAAUGGAAUAACUAAGUGAUAUUUUGACUCUUUCAGUUGGACUCAUGUGCGCUGGAUGGAUCCCAAAUGUUCCUACAUGCGAUUUUUUGCCAUAUAUCAGUUGUUGAUUAUUUCUCAGGUAGGUGAAACACUGAGAUUCGUUUGAAAUCACUUUAGGGUUUUAUAGAGUAUAAAUUGGACUUUAUUGCCAAAUGAACGCAGGAGACCAAUGCCCAAAGUUACUUAAAACCACAACUUUUUAGUUUUCCACAUUUUUAGACCACUGAUUUUUGUUUUAGUCCUUGUUUGUCAAUGUUUUAGAUUAUUAUUAUUCUGAUAAGGAACCUCCUGAAAUCCACUUUAAACUGUUACACUCAUAAGAUCUCAUGUUAAUUCUCCCCUCUAGCUCCACACAUUUUCUUGUAAAUUAGUUACAAGAAUUUGGUGAUGAUUGAGAUAGCUUCUACUUGAUAAGUUUGAGUAUUCUCAUAACCUGUUUGCUGAAAAAAUUGUGGAUGUUGUGGAGAGAAGUAACCUGUUCAUCACUUCUGAUAGUUAAAGGGUUAAAUGAUUGGAGGCCUCAUCAUUAAGUAUUUUUCAUUUUCAUAGGUAUUACAACAAUCUGUUUUAAUUGGUUAGUUUACUCCAACUCUGAACCUAGUCUUUUUAUCUUUAGAUUGUGGAGCUUAACACAUUCUUUCUUAAACACAUUCUGUGGGUUCCAACAUCUCACUGGUUGAACUACUUUCGUCUGUUUGUCAUCAGUCUCACUGUGGCACCUUCCUUGAGGUAAGUCUGAUGCUUGCCUUCUUUGCUAUUGUUGCAGUGCUGUUGCCUUGGUAAUCAAAUGAUAAGCCAUCUGAAACUUAAAAAAUUAAUAUCAGACUCUUGGAUUAAAGAGGUUGGAACUGGAAUUGUAGAGACUUUUUUAUUUACAGUUUGUUUUAAAUUUAAUUUUUUAGUUUCAGUGUUCCCAAUUAGUGUCAACUGUGCUCAAAGUAGCUGAUGUUGUAACAAAGUUUCUAAGAGGUUCCCUCUAUCAGCUAAAAGUCCAGGGUUGCUUAGUCAGGUUUUUUGAAGUUGUCAUCUGCUCACCAAAAAUAAAAGUGUAAUUAGCAGAAGAGAAAAAAAAUGAUGGAAGGAAACUCUUUGAAACCCCUGUUCAUGGACAUUUAAGGCUUCAUAUUCAGAAAACCAAGAAAGAGGGGCAAAUGUUUCCUAAACGUAAACAGCAAUGUAUCAAUGAUGUUUUAUGCAAAUGUUUGUCUCAAUUUACCCACUGCAUUUAUUAAAAAAAAGCCCUGUUACUAGGCUUUUCCAUUUGUCUGAAAAUCACAAAAGUUUCAUUGUGUCAGGACUGUAGUAUUUUGGUGUCAAGCCCUGUGUGUGUUACAGCUACAACAUGGAUUUAUAUCACUGAUUUGUGUCUUUCAUGCUCAGUGUGGGUAUAAAACUUUCCUUCCCUGUCACUAUAGGCAGUACUAUGUGUACAUUACAGACACAAGAAGCAGAAGGCUUGGAACUCAGGCAUGGGUGCUAAUGUAAGUAGAUACCUUUGGAAAACUCCACUUUGUUUCCAUUGUUUACAACAUUUACCUCAUGUUACUUAUGAUAACUGAACUUGAUGUUUCUUGUUUUAUUUAACAAUAGAGUCAUCACCUGUCUUGAACUUCUUAUUUGUAUCAAAUAUGGACUGGACAUGUUUAAGAAAGCAGAAAUUGUCAGCAUAACUUUAUGGCUGCUCUUUCAGGUGAGAAAACAAAGUGUGAAAGUUAAUAACUGUCUUAUGUUUUUUUUCUAUGCUUAACCUUUCACUUCCAAGAUGUCAUAAGUAAUUCUCCUUACUGUCUGCCAUACAAUUCUUAUUAUGUGAGUUUGGAGAAUUUGAUAUUCGAUCAUCUAAUAAUCUUCUAAUUUAUAUUUUUAUUUAUUCUCCUCACUUGUCUUCUGGAUAUCGUAUUGAUGUUGUUAGGAGAAAUUCUGUCUGUCAUUCAUGGGAGUUGAAGAGUUAAGAACACCUAUGGUGUGUUGAGGCAUUGAUUGGAUUGUAAUCUCUCUCUUGCAGAUGGCAAUCAGUUUGAUGGUUUUGUAUUUCAUGGUCAUGACAAAAUCAAAGGUUAGUUAGCAAGUUGGAGACAUUUGAUUGGUGGAGGCCUAAACACCAAUUAAAUCGAGUGUUAAAAUGUUUUAUUGCAGUAAAGUAUAGUGAUGUGUGUUAUUUAAAAUUUUCGUACUUUAAAGACAGGCUCCACAAUAUUGAUUAAAUGCAGAAAAUAGACAUAGUGAAAUUAUUCUUUGUAGUUAACACAGUGAUAAAAUGUCUGCGUAUGUGGGAAGGAUGUAGAGGCUUGGUGCCGGGCUAAGGUGCUUUCAGACUGUCAAAAAUGUCUUAUAGAUAACUACUUAUUAAGUGAAUUUGCCGCAGUGUUUGAAAACCAUACAUCUUGUUUAGUAAAGCUCAAAACUAAAUGGUAAAUCCGACGGAAACCCGUAGUUAAAUAAGCUAUAGGUACGAAAAGUCUCGAGUUUUUCCUUUUCCAUAAUCUUUGUUCCUUUUUUCAGAUUUACACCAACGUUUCAAUGCUUUUUUCGCAUAUUUUUCGUGACAGCAGAUGUUUCUUAUGUUUUCCUUCGAAAUUUCUCUCAUGCUUGACUAAAGACUGCUGGUUUUGUUGAGUGCAUGUAACUUAUGGCCAGGAUUUAAGUGAAUGUGACAUGCAUAAAACAGUGCGGCCUUCGGUUUAAAUGGGUUGUAAAUAACAGAGUUUAAAAUGGUCAAAAAUAAAAUCUUACAUUAAUUUGGCGUACUUUUUCAAAUACAAGAUAAAAAUCUUUCUUAAAACAAAUCAAUAAUAAAAAUAGUGAUAAAUUAGCCAGCGGUCAAACGUGACAUAUUAGUAAAUGAAUCAAUUUUUGCAAGCUACGCGAAAUUUUCAAAAUUCUUGCACAAAAUUUGGAGGAAAAAAUGAGGAAACACAAUGUAGCGCAAAAUUUCCAAAAAAAGUGAAAAGUUUCCUUUAAAUCUUUACUUUUUUGAUAAAUGAAACCAAAGGAGGGAGAGGGAAUAUUUUAAAGUUUGAUUUUUCAUUUGAUCGAAAGAAAAGUUGCAUGUUUUAAAACACCGUAACACACUGGCUCGGUUAUUUGUUUAUGAAUCCUCGGCGACAACUUUGCUUGUACAGCCUGAAGGCACAAUGUAGGCCACUUUCACAAACGUUUGACCUCUGCGUCCAAUGUGUUCAAUACACCAAGUGUACGAUUUAAAUGUAUCAAUUUAAAUGAAACAAUAAUUAACUUUUAGAAUAUUUUUGGUUCACAGCCUUUAAAGAGAAAACACUGAAAUAAAAGUGACGAUAAUCCUAAAUAAAUAUAAACUGUGAUUGAAAUAAAAGUCGUUUCAAUUAAAAUCUUUCAAACAAUGUUUGCAAUAUAUGAUCUGUUGUUAUUUUUCUGUAGGAGGUCAAUGUUAUGAAGGCAAACAUUGUGGAGAGACUAAAAAUGCUCAAGAAAUACGUAAGAAAUUAUGAACUUCAGUUAAAACUUAAUCACUGACUUAAAGUUUAUUUUAAACUUCGUUUUAAGCUUUCCUAACGUAAAACCAAUGAAAGAUUGUCUAAUUUUUAACAUAUUUAACGUGAAAAUUGAUUUAAAACAGUAUAAAUUAUACUAAAACUACAAAAAAAAACCAACCUUUUCAGUCACAUCUAAAACUAUCCUACGAACUAAAGUAAAGAGGGUUAGUGUAAGAUCUUGGCACAUUUUUGUAUGACGACUUCAAUUGAAAUCGCAUUUGGUUUGAAAGUGAGACUCAAAUUACCAAUAGAGCAGUUUUUAAUUGAAUGUCGAAAGUGAUCCGUGAUUGCUCAGGUUUUGCUCUACCCGCUCUAUGAUUGGUCUAAAAAAUUUGCGCCACUCAGAUGCCAAGCUAACACCAAUCACGAAUUGAUCGCCCGCGUUUUCCCGCGCUUUAGGUAGUUUGGUUUUUUUUCUUUAAGUUCUGAUUGGCUCUUCAAGGUAUUUUCCUGUCUUUUGAUUGGCCGUUGUGAGUACUUUGGUUUUUGUUUUACAACACUCAAAUCGAAAAGCGCUCUGAAACGUUUCUCUAACUGAGAUUUUUCUCUUUUUACUUAAGGGAACAAAGAAGCCAACAUUCCUGGAGGAAAUUCCUGCCGAAGAUCCAAACACCAAAACCCUGAAUUACAUAAAAAAAAAUGGUAAUCAUACAUUCCAAGAAGACGAUCAGGUGUACGACUUCGGUCUCGCUAAUGGCGGCUACCAGAAUGGAACAGUGGUGCGUGGCGAGCAGCAGCACUAUGAGAGGGGCCUCAGAUCCACCAAACACAUCCACGAGACACCUCCUGACGACAAACCCACCGCUGAUCCGAGCCAUGUGCAGGCGCAGGGAACUCGGAAGAGGAGGCCUAGGAGAAGCGAUUUAGGAGGACAAUUGGGGGGUGUUAACUACGAAGUGAAAACUCGUCUAAGGACGAGAAAGUCUCAAGCAGGGCUUUAACUGUGAAAUCGCUGAUCAGUAUAUAUUUAAUCUGAAAAUGCUAUGGAUGUAUGGUGUAUAAUUUUUGAGCAGGAACCUCAAGUAAGGACUUAACCUUCUUGAGUGUGUUCUGUUCACUUCAGUGAUUUUCAAAUUAAGCGAGUUCGUAUUUAAUUAUCCUCGGUUUAUAGGUUAACUGGUUAUUUGAACAGUCUGUUAUCUGCUUCCAAAAAUAUAGAGAAUAUUAGGAGCUGUAAUCAUUCUAUCGUCCAGUUACUUAACUCGAAGAUAUUUAAUAACUGGGAUAUUUUUUUGUGUGUGUUUUCUUGUCCAAUCAAACGCGUUGGAUUUUCUAACCAAAUCUAUUUUCUUCAACGAUCAUAACUGUUAAUGACAAAAUAUCACUAUGCCUAAUACAAAAAUUGAUUUUAAAAAUCUACCUGAGUUGUAUAUUACAUGAUACAUUGAAGGUGUCUCAGUUGACAUUCAACUUGUGUGAUUGUCUAAAAUCAGACAGAGAUCAUAGGAUUAAUACUUCUACUUUUACACAUUCCAGUAGAGAAUAUAAUUAUGUCACGUCAAUCUCUUCUUAAUGCAAAUUCGCUAGCAUUGUAUUAGGACAGAAUGAGAAGGAAAAUUAAGUAUUGACACAGGUAACUAAAAUGUAUAAGCUCUCUAUUUGAAUAUGGUGAUGUAUAUCUAUGAAGAUAAUUAUUACAAUUUUAUUGAAAGAUCAUUAUACUUACUGCAAUUGUAUCUCGCGAUAUUCACCAUGACUAGUCACGCAAUUUUUGUUAAAAUGUCACAACGAACAUUACUUGUGUCACGCGUGGCACAGAAGAAAAUUAGCCAAGGACUACUUUACUUCAGAUAUGUCUUAAGAAGUCCGGUGCUCAUCUUAGUUGUCACGCUGACGUUAUUCAUAAACCUGUCUGAUAUGAUAGUUUGGUUAUUUGAUGCUUUGAAAAGGUUCUCUGAUUCCGACAGGAUAGAAUUACAUUUAACAGAGUUGUUAAGCAACGCCACGUUACCUCCACGUAGUGCUGCUUGAAGUUGUCAUUUGAUCACGAAUUCUGCUAUGUCGGUAAUCCUGUGAAAAAUAAACUGUAAUAGUCGC